Molecule: messenger RNA, 1231 nt
Organism: Pelagomonas calceolata
Lineage: Eukaryota; Pelagophyceae; Pelagomonadales; Pelagomonadaceae
Source: the annotation of a GenBank genome assembly
CAGACGCCGCGUCAUUUCCAUGGGAUUAAAGACCGGCAUCGUCGGCCUCCCGAACGUCGGCAAGAGUACCUUAUUCAACGCAUUAACUGGAGACGUCAACGCCGAGGCCGCCAACUACCCCUUCUGCACGAUCGAGCCGAACGUCGGCGUCGUGAGUGUCCCGGACGAGCGCCUGAACAAGCUGUCGGAGAUCAACGCCUCCGAGAAGACGGUUCCUACCAGUCUAGAAUUCGUGGACAUCGCCGGUUUAGUCAAGGGCGCCUCGAAGGGAGAAGGUCGAGAGCUGUGUGGAAAUCAACCAGUGAGUUAGGUUCACGCCAUCGAGCAGACGCAGCUACGGAGAAAAUAUCGCGUCGAUGGCUUGGGGCGCCCGAAAUUUGAUUUCCGCACAGGUCUCGGGAACCAGUUCCUCGCGAACAUCCGCGAGUGCGACGCCAUCGUGCACAUGGUCAGGUGUUUUGAGAACGACGACGUCAUCCACGUGGAUGCCUCGAUCGAUCCCGUCCGAGACGUGGAGGUGAUCGAAUUGGAAUUGGCACUCGCUGAUUUACAGCAAGUCGAGAAGCGCAUGGAGCGCGCCGGUAAAGAUAAAAAGACGGGCAAGGCCCCGCCGGAGGAGAUGGACGCGCUGACGAAGCUCCAAGCUGCGUUGGACGAAGGAAAACAAGCUAGGGAUGUGGAUCUCAGUGAAAAAGAGCUAGAAGCCGUGAAGGGUCUCAACCUGUUAACCAUAAAACCCGUGAUCUACGCGUGCAACGUCGCUGAUGAAGAUUUAGCGGAGGGCAAUGCCUUCGUCGAAGCCAUCAAGAAACGUUCAGGAGGCGAGUCCGUUGUAGUGGUGAGCGCGCAGGUCGAGUCCGAACUUGUGAGUCUGGAUUCGGAAGAUCGCGACGAAUUCUUAGAUGCGCUAGGUGUGACGCUGGAGGGCUGUGGUUUAAGAGCACUGGUGCGCACCGCCUACGACACGCUCGGCCUGAUCACGUACUACACGUCGGGCCCGACCGAAAGCAGGGCCUGGACGAUCCGCGAGGGCUGGCUCGCGCCGCAGGCCGCGGGCGUGAUCCACGGCGACUUCGAGCGGGGCUUCAUCAAGGCCGAGACCGUCGGCUACGAGGCCCUCGUCGAUGCCGGCGACGAAAAAGCGGCGAAGGAGGCGGGUUUAAUGCGGAGCGAGGGCAAGGAGUACGUCUUCAAGGACGGCGACGUCAUGCUGUUCCGCUUUAACGUCUGA